Messenger RNA from Nasonia vitripennis (jewel wasp), 2376 nucleotides. RefSeq lists its product as uncharacterized. The record is from RefSeq and is a predicted model, not a curated record. Lineage: Eukaryota; Metazoa; Arthropoda; Insecta; Hymenoptera; Pteromalidae. The transcript is spliced from 7 exons. Bases 377 to 2272 code for a protein of 631 amino acids.
AAUCGAUUAAAAAAUCGUUUCCAAUGCAAAAUUUAACGCUCUUUCUAUUGAUGCCAGCCAUUUUCUCAUAGGUCAAGCCGAUCUCGAGAUAUGAGCAAAAAUAACUUUCGCACGCUGUUUUCGCAUAGAACCCCUCAUUCUAGGAAGCUGCAAAUUUCAGAAUCGGCUUUUCCGACCCCGAUUUACCAAAUAUCCAAAAUGCAGCCACUUCUACCGCAGGGCGAUUUCACAGCUAAUUUUACUGGACUAUAUGUGCGAGUGCGGAGUGCGGCACGACACACGGCACGGCAAGAGGAAACAAUAUGAUUACCUAACCUACGAGAAUUGAACUAAGGAUAUUUGAAUAUAAAAGUGAGAUCCAAUAGCUUUUAGAGAAAUGCUUGCAAAAAGACUUUUUCGUCUGUCUAUAUCAUUAAGAAGAUCCAAUAUCUUAACUCAACAAGUUUUGGCCUAUCAUGUAACACACAUUGAAAAAAUAAAAGAUAACAGAAGUUCAUUACCAUUCGAAAAUGCUAAUGUAGAUGAAUUAAUGUCAGAAUUAAAAUCUCGGUUUCCAUCAAAAGUUUUGGUUACUUUGGAAGCUAAUAAAAAUAUUAUAAAAGGCCCACAUAUUAUUGUUGCAUUGCAAAGUUUGGUCAAAUCUUAUAAAAGAGAAAUAUCUAAUAAAAGUAUCAAAACAACUGAUCCAUCGGAUCGUCAUGCCUUUCUCAAACCAAUUUGUGAUAUUAUUGAUUCAAGGAUUGAUCAGUUGACAAAUUCAGAAGCAAUAGAAAUUUUAAGUCUCUUCGCAAAAAUAAAAAUCCCAUUUUCAGUUGGUACUGUUCAAUUAAUACUAAAGCAUAUUUGUAAUAAUUUGAACGAUAUGUCACUGAUUUAUUUUGGCACGUUAUCUUUAAUAAUUAGAAGAAUGCCACAAUCACCAUUGAUCAAAGGCGUACAAAAAGCAUUAGAAAAAAAGUUUGUAGUAAAGCUGUCAAUAGAUUUUGAUGAAAAUAAUAUCACAUAUCUUGAAAGUGCACUGUCUUUUAUUAGUUAUCAUGCAAAUGGUAAAAAUUAUCAAUUAUUGGAACAUGUUAUCCAAAGUUUAGAGAAUUACAAGGGUGAUAUAUCUCUUAAAAGCAGUAUUUUAAUAUUAGAAUCAUUGUGUAAUAUGAGAUACCAUCCAAAAGGAUGGUUAGAUAUUUUACAUCGAGUUGAGGAUGUUAUAUUGAAUAAUAUCAAAGAGCUUAAUGUAAAUCAAGUUAAUUUUAUAAUCUACAUAUUAUCUGAAAGACUUAAAUCAGCAGACAUUCUUUUAGCAAAAGAAUUUUAUAAUCCUGAUUUUAUAGAUAGAUUGAUUCAGAAAUUAAUAAGUGAUGAUGUUGGCUUAAAUAGUGCAUUGAGUGCAAUCAAAUGUUUAUGUUUUAUUAGACAUGAAAGUAAAGAGUUGUUGAAUUAUACAUUUGCCACUUAUUUUGAAAAAACCAUUCUAUCUGGAGAGACAUUUGAUGACCAUAUUAACAAGCUCUUAGUUUUGAUAUCUGGUGCAGCAACGAUGAUGCAUAAAAACAUUUUUUGGAAAGAAAUAGAAGAUUUUAUUAUGAAGAGCGAUAGUAUAUUGAAAUACAGUCAUGAAACUUUGACUAUUUGUGCACUAAAUCUAUUGUGCUUAGAGUCAUAUCAUCAUUCAAUGUUACGUACCAUUUUUGAUUGUAAUUAUGAUUAUUCCAAAGAACAAUUCUUGCAUUGGACAUUUUGUAAAAUCUAUCAAAAACUGAAAGUAGAACAAAAUUAUGAUGGACCUGUACCGAGUGAAUCACAAAUUAAUGCAUUAAAAAGGUUGAGUUUUGAGACACAUAAAAAAAAAGGGAAAAAAAGGGAAGAUCUUGUGGACUAUCUUCAAGAUGGAAUGGGAGGGUCUGAUUAUGUAAAGAGUGACUUUACAACAAAAUUAUUUCAUCUGAUUGAUCAUGUUGUUAUUUUGGACAAGAAUGGCAAUCCAGUUCCUAUAAGUACCGAAACAAAUAAAAGUGAAACAGACACUUUAAAUUACCUGGAAAAUUUGAAGGUUCCUCCGGCAAGCAAAGUAAUUGUCAUUAUACUUAUGCCACAUUAUUGGUUCUUCAGAAAUUCUGGUAAUUUAAUGGGUAACUUCAAAAUCACUGUGAAUACUUUGGAAGCAAUGUCUUAUAAAGUUGUUGCAAUUGACGAAAGCAUGUGGUAUACAAUACCCAAAGAACAAAAGACAUCAUUUUUGAUGAAAGAAAUCCGCUCAAAGUUAUUCUCAGAUUGAGCAAAAGUGACAGUAACAUCAAUUGUUGAAAUUUAGAUUUUUUGUAAUACAAUGUUAAUAAAUAUCUUAAAUAUUUUUAUAAAUAUUAUGUUUGUAUAAACUUA